UUGUCUGUCCAUGUUGUUUGUUGUUAGCUUUGCUCUUAUUUGGGCUUUGAUAAAUGCGUGCGGUAAUUUGAACAAAGACUGAUAGAAGCAGAUCAUUCUCCCCGGAAAGAGUGUGUGUGUGUGUGUGUGUGUGUGUGUGUGUGUGUGAAGGAGAUAAACGCGGAACUCGUGAAUUACGAGGGGGUGGUGGUGAGAUUUUGGUGGUUUAAAGAUGCUCAGGUCCUGAAUGGAUUCUUGUAGUGUCCAUCCGUGUAACACAAAUGUCCACCUCAAACGCUUUCUGGUUCAUUUCAGGUGCCUCGUCGACUGCGCCAUUUCUUUAACACCAAGCACAAUAACACUGAUACAUUUAACACGGCAAACUGUUGCUGUUUUCGUCAGACUGCCUGUAUUGCCCUUUUCCAGCAGUCGAUGCAUUAAAGUCAUACGAGGAGCAGCACCUGCUUCCUGCUUCUCCUUGCCAUUAAUGUUCGUGGAGAGAAAAUCAAACAGAGCAAAAGAAAAAAAGCAGAGAAGACUUGAAGAACGGGCAGCUAUGGAUGCAGUUUGUGCAAAGGUGGAGGCAGCCAAUAAGCUUGAAGAUCCUCUGUCUGCAAUGCCUGUGUUCAAAAAGUAUGACAGAAAUGGGCUAAACCUGGAGAUUGAGUGUAAACGGGUAACUGCAUUGAGUCCAGAUACAGUGGAGUGGGCCUAUGAGUUGACUAGAGCCAACAUGCAGACGCUAUAUGAACAGAGUGAGUGGGGAUGGAAGGAGAGGGAGAAAAGGGAUGAGAUGAAGGACGAGAGAGCAUGGUAUCUCCUGGCCCGUGAUGCUGGCUCCACACCUGUAGCGUUUUCACACUUUCGAUUUGAUGUAGAGUGUGGAGAUGAGGUUUUAUAUUGUUAUGAAGCUCAGUUGGAGAGUAAAGUCAGGCGGAAAGGCCUGGGGAAAUUUCUCAUCCAAAUCCUUCAGCUUAUUGCCAACAGCACGCAAAUGAAAAAGGUCAUGCUGACCGUAUUUAAACACAACCACGGUGCUUACCAGUUCUUUAGGGAGGCUUUACAGUUUGAGAUUGACGAAACGUCACCCAGUAUGUCUGGUUGCUGUGGAGAUGACUGCACCUAUGAGAUUCUGAGCCGGAGAACAAAGUACGGCGAGGCCUCGGGACAUGCGCAUGGGGGCGGCCACUGUGGAGGCUGCUGCCAUUAAGAGCGACCCUUCCUCUGUUGUUUUCAGAACUUCCUCAUCCUCAUUCCCUCCCCUGCUCCAUCACCCACAAUCCCCUCUUAGAAAGCCCUUAAGACAGUCUCUCCUGCCCAUAAUCAGCAAUGAAACCCCAUCGAUGCUUGCUCUUGGUUUUUAACUUAAAAAGCUCAUUCACCAUUUCACAUAGUAAGCGACGUUUUCAGU
Sinocyclocheilus grahami is the source of this 1390-nucleotide messenger RNA. RefSeq names its product N-alpha-acetyltransferase 40, NatD catalytic subunit (gene naa40). Gene Ontology annotation, molecular function: protein N-terminal-serine acetyltransferase activity; histone H4 acetyltransferase activity; histone H2A acetyltransferase activity. Gene Ontology annotation, cellular component: nucleus. The record is from RefSeq and is a predicted model, not a curated record. The transcript is spliced from 9 exons. NCBI's taxonomy places the organism in Eukaryota, Metazoa, Chordata, Actinopteri, Cypriniformes, Cyprinidae. The coding region runs from base 227 to 1189 and encodes 320 amino acids.